Molecule: messenger RNA, 1299 nt
Organism: Hyaloperonospora brassicae
Lineage: Eukaryota; Oomycota; Peronosporomycetes; Peronosporales; Peronosporaceae
Source: the annotation of a GenBank genome assembly
AUGGGAGUAGAACUCAAGAUCGCGUACGCAGGCGGCAGAGUCGAGCGAGUCGCGCGCCACUUCGAGGACCAAACGGCUUCGGGUGUCGUCUACAAGUGCGCUGAGGACGCGUGCAUUGCCGUCAAGAACGAAGAGGUCGACUUCGCCGUGGUGCCCGUCGAGACGUCCGCGCUCGGCAGCAUAAACGCGAAUUACGAUUUGCUGCUCAAGCACAACCUGUAUGUGAUUGCCGAGUACGACCUGCCGAAGGCGGGGUUGGCUUUGGUGCACGGGGUCGACGUUGCCUCGUAUACGCAGUUCCUGCUGCUUUCCAAGAGAGGGGACUUGGCGUGGAACGCGAAGAGUGACAACGGCGAUUUUAAGACGUCUGUCGUGUUUGGGUUCAAGAACAGCUCGGACAAGGGCAUGCUGAACCGUGCGCUCGAGGUCUUCCUACGGUACGAACUUGAGCUGAUUAGAAUCGACAGUCGUCCAUGGGCCGACCAGGCUCCUCAGCCAUAUCGCAGUGAGAUCGUCGCGGACUCGUGCAAAUACGAGUACCUCUUCUACGUGGAUUUGCAGGGCCAUCUCACGGGUGCAAACAUGGCCGCUGCGAUUCGGCGGCUGCAAGAAAUCUGCUCGUUCGUGCGCAUCCUGGGGUCCUAUGGGACGUCGCGGGGUGAGAAGGCCAUAAAGUUGGCGGAACUGUCGCUUGGGAGCACCCGCAUUGGGACUGGCACCAUUCGCACCAUGGACACCAAGUACCCGUUGAACCCUGUGUUCCAGAAGAUGACGGUUGCCAAGACAAUGUUGAUCCAUGGCCAGACCAAGCAGAUGGAGGCCGACGGCAAGAAGGUGUGGUCGCUAUGCGUGGGUGAGCCUGACAAUAAUCCGCAUGAGCACGUGCUAGCUGCUGGUGCCAAGGCCUUGAUCGAGGGCAACGUCAAGUACUCGCACAUGAAAGGUCUCGUGGAGCUUCGCGGUCUCAUCUCGACGUACUUAGAGAAGGCCAAGGGUCUGAAGUAUGAUCCGGCCACGGAGGUGCUGGUAUCGAACGGCGCGCAGCAGUCGGUGUUUCAGGCUCUGUAUACCGUUUGCUUACCCGGUCAAAAGGUGAUCAUCCCGACACCGUACUGGCUCAAUUACCCGGAGAUCGUUAAGCUAGUGUACGCAGAGCCCAUUCCGUUACGCACGCUGCUCGAGGAUGACUAUUUGAUCAACCCGGCAGAGCUGGAAAAGACGCUGAUGGCGCACCCGGAUGCCAAGGCCAUCAUCCUAUGCAACCCAAGCAACCCGUCGGGCAAGUUGCACAGCCCAUAG